AUGUCUGAAGCUGAAUUUGACAAAGCUGCUGAGAAUGUGAAGCACCUCAAGACCCAGCCAAGUGAUGAAGAGAUGCUCUUUAUCUACAGCCACUUCAAACAAGCCACCAUGGGUGAUGUAAAUGCAGAUCGGCCGGGGCUUUUGGACCUCAAAGGCAAGGCCAAGGGGGAUUCCUGGAAUAAACUUACAGGAACUUCCAAGGAAAGUGCCAUGAAAACCUAUGUGGAGAAAGUAGAAGAGCUGAAGAAGAAAUACCAAAUAUAA
Molecule: messenger RNA, 264 nt
Organism: Cricetulus griseus (Chinese hamster)
Lineage: Eukaryota; Metazoa; Chordata; Mammalia; Rodentia; Cricetidae
Source: RefSeq, a predicted model, not a curated record